GUGCAACAUGUGAAUUUUAUUAGUCGCAUCUAACAAUCUGGGUUUUACUACAUACUCGUCGAGGAAACUGGGUCUCGACUGACUAGUGGUCUUGGGGCCAUUGCCUAUUCACUUUUACAUGAUUCAUUGAAGUUAAACUUUAUAAAAACCAACACUUUGCGUCGAUUUACAUCCACAAAUUAGAAUUUUUUAUGCAAAAUUUGUGUCCUUUAAAACGCAAACGAAAAGAGGAAGAAGUCAAGGAACAACCUAGUAAGCAUUGUACAUGGUGGUUUAACCUCCGUUCGCUUUUGGCAAAAUCCUUUCUAAUCAUCCGAAAAAACUUGAUAUCGGUUUGCCUUGUGUGGCUUUAGUGUGCUAAGUGUUUAGUGCAAGUUUUGGUUAGUUUGUGUAAUAGGUGUAGGUCCCGCUGUUUUUGUCUUCCGCACCGGUUGAAGGUCGGAUGGGCCCGGAUGGUCGUCCGUGGCGGAAGCCGGGGAAGCCGUUUCUUUGCUAACGGUCAAAGUACUUUUUUGUAAGCUCUGAACAAAUUAAGAAAAUGUUAACAACCUUGGAGGAUGGUGGAAUAGUCUAGAUCCUUUUCUUACGAAGGCAUCCUUUAGGAAAUAUGAAUAUUACCAAUAUUUGUAUGCUGGUCGAAUGACCUUAUGUGGCUGUGGUCAGGAAGAAGAAGAAGAACCUAUUUUUUAUUGUAUGUCAUUGUGAAGUAAUUUUAAAGAUUUUUCCGAUUUUUUUAUAUCAGAUAAAUACAAAGCGAAGUACAAAUUAUAUUAGUGUCGUUAGUGUUGAGGUUGUGGUUAUAAUGGAGAAUAGUUUGUAGUGAUAAAAUUUAAGCCUUCAAGUGCCUUUAAUUCGAUAUAUUGAGUGAUUACAAAAUGCAAUGUGCCUAUAAUGAGUAUAUGGUCGAUCUAUGUCUCGAGGGUGCCACGAAGACAAAUCACAACGUAACCUCAGAAAAGUUCGAAAUUGGGUGCGAAAUCAACAAAUUUGUCAAAUCAUUCAUUGAUAGAACUUAAUCGUCCAAGGCUAUGACGGAAAGGCAGAAAACUGUACACGAACUCGCCCAUAAAGGAGAUUUCGACUCCGUAUCGAAACAGUUAGAAUCUGACCCAUCUUUACUCACAUCGAAAGAUUCGAACGAAAGAUUGCUAAUACAUUGGGCAGCACUAAGCGGAAACUUGAAACUGGUCUCUCAUUUAGUGGAACUUGAAAGUCCUAUUGAUCCGCUUGAUGAUACAGAGUCUACGCCUCUCAUACUGGCCAGCUCUGCAGGUCAUGCACCGAUUGUUGGUUUGUUAUUAGAUAAAGGGGCCAAGGUUAAUCAGCAGUCGAUUUACGGUCAUUCUGCUUUACAAUAUGCCGCGUCCAAAGGCUGGUUGCAAAUUUGCAUGAAAUUGCUCGAUUAUGGGGCUGAUAUCAAUAUUACUGACCAGCGAGGAAGCAGCCCAUUACAUCGAGCGGCUUCCAAAGGCAAUUUGGAAAUUGUUAAAUUUUUGUUAGAACAUCACAACGUCUUAGACAUCAAUGGCAGAGAUGCCUAUGGCAACACUCCUUUGCAUUUGGCUUGUGAAGAAGACAGACAAGAAGAGGCGAUAUUGUUAGUCGAAAAUGGUGCCGACUUGGAGCUGCGCAACAAAGAUAAAUUGACCCCUUUGGAUCUUUGCUCCUCAAAGUUGGCCAAAUUGUUAAAGAGCAAAAUAAAUAAAUAAAUUAGUAA
Messenger RNA from Cylas formicarius (sweet potato weevil), 1717 nucleotides. Its product is annotated as 26S proteasome non-ATPase regulatory subunit 10-like. The transcript has 4 exons. The record is from RefSeq and is a predicted model, not a curated record. Bases 1029 to 1709 code for a protein of 226 amino acids. Lineage: Eukaryota; Metazoa; Arthropoda; Insecta; Coleoptera; Brentidae. Gene Ontology annotation, cellular component: nucleus; cytoplasm. Gene Ontology annotation, molecular function: protein binding.